CGGGAAACACAACACGAAAGUCGAAAUUUUACGAUCGUAUAAAGUGGGCGUAACGAAAACAAAGUUUUAAAAACCACACCCCCUCUUUGGCCGUCAAAGGAAGAAACGUCAUGUGAAGCCGGCAAAAUCCUCUCCAUAAUUGUUUUGACGUGUCUCUUUUGGUCCGAAGUCGAGGAAUUUUUUUAACAACAGCGCUGCACGGGAUAGACGCAGCAAGAUGACGAUGCUCAUGCAGUGGCUGCAGAUUUUGGUGCCUGCUGGCGUUUUGUGGGCCACCGUGACCUACACGGCACUCAAGGAUAAGCCAUUCCAGGACCAGGGUUCACCUUUUGUACAGCUCAUCAUUCUUUUACCGUUCCUGGCAGUCAUAGCUCUAGGGUUGUAUGCCGUUUUUACUGUUCUGUGGAAAACGUUAUAUUUUAAUGACUGCACAGAAGCAUCAGAGGAUUUGAAAAAGGACAUAGCUGAAGCAAAAGAAUUUUUGAAGAAGAAUAAAUUAAUUGACACUGAAGAAUAGUCCAUCACAAUUAUAUACACACUAACUACUCAUGUUCUGAUGUUGAAAUCAAAUAAAAUAUUUUUGUCA
Neocloeon triangulifer is the source of this 586-nucleotide messenger RNA. It is a transcript of the gene Dpm3, whose product is annotated as probable dolichol-phosphate mannosyltransferase subunit 3. The transcript has 4 exons. Gene Ontology annotation, cellular component: endoplasmic reticulum membrane; dolichol-phosphate-mannose synthase complex. The coding region runs from base 218 to 517 and encodes 99 amino acids. NCBI's taxonomy places the organism in Eukaryota, Metazoa, Arthropoda, Insecta, Ephemeroptera, Baetidae. Gene Ontology annotation, biological process: GPI anchor biosynthetic process. The record is from RefSeq and is a predicted model, not a curated record.